This is a messenger RNA of Schistocerca cancellata (South American locust), 816 nucleotides long. Its product is annotated as segmentation protein even-skipped-like. Gene Ontology annotation, molecular function: DNA-binding transcription factor activity, RNA polymerase II-specific; RNA polymerase II cis-regulatory region sequence-specific DNA binding. NCBI's taxonomy places the organism in Eukaryota, Metazoa, Arthropoda, Insecta, Orthoptera, Acrididae. Gene Ontology annotation, biological process: regulation of transcription by RNA polymerase II. The transcript is spliced from 4 exons. Gene Ontology annotation, cellular component: nucleus. The record is from RefSeq and is a predicted model, not a curated record. The coding region runs from base 1 to 816 and encodes 271 amino acids.
AUGCAGCAGUCGUUCCGCGUGAUGGAACACCAGCUGGUCGUGUCUUCCUCGGAAGACAUCAAGCCUCCGCCGGCUGCACAUCUAGGAAAGCCUACCGUCGUCGUAGACGUCAUACCGCCCACGUACACCAGCCCGCCAGUCGCCAAAACCGAAUCUAUCAAAGAGACUCCGGCUAUGUCGACGGGCAGCACGGCGACGAGCAGCGGGAACGACCAGAGCAUCCGGCGCUACCGCACCGCCUUCACCCGCGAGCAGCUGGCGCGGCUCGAGAAGGAGUUCUACAAGGAGAACUACGUGUCCAGGCCGCGCCGCUGCGAGCUCGCCUCACAGCUCAACUUACCGGAGUCCACUAUCAAGGUGUGGUUCCAGAACCGGCGCAUGAAGGACAAGCGGCAGCGCAUGGCGAUGGCGUGGCCGUACGCGGUGUACACGGACCCCACGCUGGCGGCGAGCCUGCUGCAGGCGGCCAUGUACGUGCCGUGCCCGCCGUACUACCCACAGCCGCGCUACGCCUACCCGUACCCCAGCCCGAGCCCCAGCCCCAGCCCCGCGCAGCCGCAGCGCCAGGACGACUGCGACGGCUCGCCCAGCUGCAGAUGCGGCAUCGUGAACUGCGUGGCGGCGAGUUCGUUGCCCACGGCGUCGCCGUCGCCUUCGCCGCUUCUGUCGCCGCCGCUGUUCGCGACUGGCGCGGCUGUGGCUGGCGCGGCUGCUGGCGCCGGCUCCACGCAGCUGGCGCGCCAGCCUCCCAAGCUGUUCCAGCCCUACAAGAGUGACGUCACGCCGCACGCCGACCGCGACCGCGACCGCACGUAA